Messenger RNA from Vanderwaltozyma polyspora DSM 70294, 528 nucleotides. RefSeq names its product ferroxidase (gene YFH1). Bases 1 to 528 code for a protein of 175 amino acids. Gene Ontology annotation, biological process: intracellular iron ion homeostasis; iron incorporation into metallo-sulfur cluster. The transcript has a single exon. The record is from RefSeq and is a predicted model, not a curated record. Gene Ontology annotation, molecular function: ferroxidase activity; ferrous iron binding; 2 iron, 2 sulfur cluster binding. NCBI's taxonomy places the organism in Eukaryota, Fungi, Ascomycota, Saccharomycetes, Saccharomycetales, Saccharomycetaceae. Gene Ontology annotation, cellular component: mitochondrion.
AUGUUUAAGAGAUGUUCAUUAAGGGUAGGUAGCUUUUUGCCAAGAUUUUUAGCGGUCAAUACCACUAGACAUCUUGUCACAAGACAGAUUAUGCUGCAAGGCACUCCAAAAGUGUCUUCAAGAAUAAAUAUACACAAAAGAUUCUUUGCAGAUGGCUCCGCUGGUGGGUAUGCAAUUCCUGAUGAAGUGACACAGCUACCAAUUGAAAAGUAUCAUACAUUGGCAGACACAGCAUUGGAUGAUUUAACUGACCGGUUAGAAGAAAUUAGUGAAAAGUUCCCAGAACAAAUCCCAGAUGUAGAGUUAAGUCAAGGGGUACUGACAUUAGUGAUUCCUGAAUUUGGUACUUAUGUGAUUAACAAGCAACCUCCAAAUAAACAGAUUUGGUUGGCAUCACCAAUUUCUGGUCCCAAUAGAUAUGACUAUUAUCAAGGUGAAUGGGUUUCAUUAAGAGACAAUACAAAGUUGUUGGAUGUGUUAAGAGAUGAAUUACAAAGAGCUUUACCAGAUACCGAAUUAACAUUAUAG